AUGCCGGAAAAGCUUGCAGAGAUCCAGAGGCUGGCCAUGCUCACGGUCAGCUUCGAGAGGAAGAAAAAGUCUUCCGAGCACAGCCAGUGCUACCGCUGCCAGCGGUACGGGCACACACAGCGGAACUGCCGUCUCGCUGAACGGAUGAUGAACAGCAAGGGGAUUCAAUUCGCCAAGGCGAGGACGACGGGUACCAGUGUGAAGGUAUUCACAAAUACACCAGCUGACUGCCGUCAGCUAGUCGCACUGCUGGAAUCCAUCAAGCGGCCCUUCUUCACCUAUCAACUGAAGGAGGACAGGAUGGACCAGAGGGUCAUUCGUGGGCUACCCAGAGAGAUGUCAGUCAAUGACAUCAAAGAGGAUCUGGUGAGCCAAGGCAUCGCAGACGCCGAGGUUCAGCAGAUGACCUCAAGGACCACCAAGAAGCCACUUCCGCUCUUCCUCGUCAAGACGAAGAUGCCGGAAAAGCUUGCAGAGAUCCAGAGGCUGGCCAUGCUCACGGUCAGCUUCGAGAGGAAGAAAAAGUCUUCCGAGCCCAGCCAAUGUUACCGCUGCCAGCGGUACGGGCACACACAGCGGAACUGCCGUCUCGCUGAACGGUGCGUUAAGUGUGGAGAAGACCACAACAGCACCAGCUGCAGUCUGCCAGCGCCGCCAACAGGGCAACGAAACGCCAAGUCUGGAAGAGACACCUAUGGAUACGAUGCGAUUGGUUAUGUGCAGUUAAAAAGAGAACGGGGUAUCUGUAUUGUAAAAUUCAGGAUUAUGCCCGAACAUAGAGUUAAAAGCAAACCGUGUCAUUGCAGAUUUGAAUGCGACGAAAAGGGGGAUACAGUAAUCAAGCUACAAUGCAGUGGUUGUGCUGCACAAGAGGGUGGCUGCAAGCAUGGUGUAUUAAUGUGGCUGCACAGAAGAAGCAAAGAACUACCAUGCACUUCCGUGAACACCGACAAUCCGCCCAGCUUGCCGGAGAGACCUGGUGCAAGAGGCCACACAGUUGCUUCGUCGGCGAUGACGCCGUCUUCUGUGCAUGAGGAAGCGACCCAAAGCGUCGCGACGGUGGCUGAGAAAUUGUGCGAUGUCAAUGACCCCGGCAGCAGCGUCGUGCUGCUUCGCACGCUGAAUUUACAGGUUAUUGACUUUGACGGAGAUACACACUCUUAG
Molecule: messenger RNA, 1164 nt
Organism: Acanthoscelides obtectus
Lineage: Eukaryota; Metazoa; Arthropoda; Insecta; Coleoptera; Chrysomelidae
Source: the annotation of a GenBank genome assembly